CAGUAAAAAAGAAACAAAAAUUCGUUCAACUCAUCUAUUGUCCAAUCUAUAACCCCUAAUCAUGAGUUUCUUACGAGCAGCAUCCCGCACAAGCACCUUUUUGCGUCCUACUUUCACUGCCCGUAGAACUUCGCCUUUAUUCGCACGCUGGAUCUCGGAUGCUCUCCGAAGCCGCCUUGAUAAGGAUGUCAAGUCAAAGGAUGUUGUAUUGUUCAUGAAGGGUACUCCUGAUCAGCCCAUGUGUGGAUUCAGCCGUGCCGCAGUGCAAAUCAUGACAGUACAAGGUGUUGAUUUCAGCGAGAAGGUGCAAGCUUUCAAUGUGUUGGAGGACGAAGAAUUGAGACAAGGUAUCAAAGAAUACUCUGAAUGGCCCACUAUUCCUCAAGUAUACAUCAAGGGAGAAUUCAUUGGCGGUUGUGAUGUCUUGUUGAACAUGCAUCAGUCGGGUGACUUGGAAGAUCUUCUUGUGAAGCAUAAUAUUGUUCCUGAGGAAGAAGUCGUCGAAGAAAAGAAGUAGAAAGUUGUGAAUCGAUCGAUAAUACACAUAUACUACAAACAUUAAAAGUAAACCGGUGUAAUGUUGUGGGUGUGUCUCGGUAUAUUGUGCACCGAUUUAAUCGUCCUAGUCGGGAAGACCCUUGUUGAGGGAAAUUGUUUGAAUUGCUGUAUUUUGGCUUCAAACCUGGGAUCGUACACUUUUGAAUAGUAGAUUCUAUGUAGUGAAUACGAUUACUGAUACACAUAUUUGAGUGCGGAUUGUGAGUUGUUGCAAGGUAUUCUAG
Messenger RNA from Radiomyces spectabilis, 782 nucleotides. RefSeq names its product thioredoxin-like protein. The record is from RefSeq and is a predicted model, not a curated record. Bases 62 to 517 code for a protein of 151 amino acids. The transcript has 4 exons. NCBI's taxonomy places the organism in Eukaryota, Fungi, Mucoromycota, Mucoromycetes, Mucorales, Radiomycetaceae.